Oppia nitens is the source of this 493-nucleotide messenger RNA. RefSeq lists its product as uncharacterized. NCBI's taxonomy places the organism in Eukaryota, Metazoa, Arthropoda, Arachnida, Sarcoptiformes, Oppiidae. The record is from RefSeq and is a predicted model, not a curated record. The coding region runs from base 14 to 466 and encodes 150 amino acids. The transcript has 3 exons.
AUGGGUUUAGUAAAUGAAUGUUAAUUUAAAGAUGCAGUUAUUAUUGUUGACAUUAUUGAGUGUUUUAUCACAACAAGAARUCAAUAUAAAAGUCAAAAAUGACAACUACACUAAACAACCAUCACAACGAUCACCCCAACGAUCACCCCAACAAUCAUCCCAACGAUCACCCCAACAAUCAUCCCAACAAUCACCUCAACAAUCACCCCAACAAUGUGUCUUUGAGUGCUCUCGGGUGAGGUGUGUGUCGGCAAACAGGGAGAGCUGUGAGGAACAGUUCGAUGGAGUGUUUCUCGUAUAUGCACCCCAUCUCUGCCGAUGCUGUGCCGAGUGUUUAACUAAAUUAAAGUUAGGAGACGAUUGCACCCAAUCUCUUGAGUUUCAUCCGAACCAAACCUGUGCUCUGGGAUUGCAUUGCGAUUUCAAACAAAAAAUAUGUGUUGCAAAUAAAAAAGGAAAGGGAUAGGGAUAGGAUAUAACAUUUGCAAUAAUU